Messenger RNA from Dipodomys ordii (Ord's kangaroo rat), 1227 nucleotides. Its product is annotated as cytochrome P450 2G1-like. The record is from RefSeq and is a predicted model, not a curated record. NCBI's taxonomy places the organism in Eukaryota, Metazoa, Chordata, Mammalia, Rodentia, Heteromyidae. The transcript is spliced from 8 exons. Gene Ontology annotation, biological process: xenobiotic metabolic process. Gene Ontology annotation, molecular function: oxidoreductase activity, acting on paired donors, with incorporation or reduction of molecular oxygen, reduced flavin or flavoprotein as one donor, and incorporation of one atom of oxygen; heme binding; iron ion binding. Gene Ontology annotation, cellular component: cytoplasm; intracellular membrane-bounded organelle.
AUGGACCCAGAAGGGACCUUGACUAUGUUUCUGGCGAUCAGUGUGUCUUGUCUGUUCAUCCUCAAAGCCUGGAAAUGAAUCAACAAGGGAGGAAAGCUGCCCCCAGGCCCCAGACCAAUUCCUUUCCUGGGGAACGUGCUGCAGGUCCGCAUCGAUGCCUUUUUUCACUCUUUCAUGAAGAACAGUGAGCUCGACCCUACGCUAUGGAAUGUUGCUCUUAAUGAAAUAUCCUCAGGCACCCCAAUUGAUCCUACCUUCUUCCUGAGCCGCACGGUGUCCAAUGUCAUCAGUUCUGUGGUCUUCGGAAACCGUUUUGACUAUGAAGACAAGCAGUUCCUGAGCCUUCUGGGGAUGAUUAAUGAGACUUUCAUUGAGAUGAGUGUGCCCUGGGCCCAGCUGUAUGACAUGUAUUCGGGAGUCAUGCAGUAUUUGCCCGGAAGACACAAUCACAUCUAUGACUUGAUAGAAGACCUUAAGGCCUUUGUAGCGUCCAGAGUCAAGGUCAAUGAAGCCACACUUGACCUCCAAAACCCUCGCGAUUUCAUCGACUGCUUCCUUAUAAAGAUGCACCAGGAUAAAAAAGAUCCACACACAGAAUUCAACCUCAGGAAUUUGGUGCUCACCACCCUCAAUCUCUUCUUUGCUGGCACAGAAACAGUGAGCUCGACCCUACGCUAUGGAAUGUUGCUCUUAAUGAAAUAUCCUCAGGUAGAAGCUAAGAUCCAGGAAGAGAUUAUCCAGGUGAUCGGACCACACCGGAUUCCCACAGUGGAUGACCGCCUCAAGAUGCCCUACACGGAUGCAGUCAUCCAUGAGAUCCAGAGACUGACGGACAUCGUGCCCCUGGGAGUCCCCCAUACCGUCAUCCGGGACACUCACUUCCGAGGCUACUUUCUGCCCAAGGGCACAGAUGUCUAUCCACUACUUGGCUCUGUCCUCAGAGACCCCAAAUACUUCCAACACCCAAAUGACUUUUAUCCUCAGCACUUCUUGGAUGCACAGGGACGCUUCAAGAAGAAUGAUGCCUUUGUGGCCUUUUCUUCUGGAAAGCGGAUCUGCGUUGGGGAGGCCCUGGCCCGCAUGGAACUCUUCCUCUACUUCACCUCCAUUCUUCAGAACUUCUCCUUACGCUCACUGGUGCCACCUGCUGACAUUGAUAUCACCCCCAGAAUUUCAGGCUUUGGCAACAUCCCCCCAGUGUAUAAGCUCUGCCUGGUGGCCCGCUGA